CACAGACAGACACAUAGGAACGCAAUACAUACACAGACGAAUAUGCCGAAAAACCAUAGUUAGCACACACACACACACACACAAACGCACAUACAACAAAAACUUGCACACAUUUCAAUGAGUGUGUAUCUAUUUAGAGAAUAACGAAUUAUCAAUGCAGUUAGUUCAUUCGUAAUUAUUAUCAUUAUUUUACUGGCCUUUAAUGUGAGAAACUGUUAAUAUAAAUACAGAAAUAUAUCUUGUCCAAAACAGCUGAACAAUGUUGGGAUUAUUACUAUACAUAGUGGUAUUAGUAAUGUGCUCACUAGGAUAUUUUUACAUAUCCUAAUCAAUACAUAACAGCAUAACUUGCCACACAGUCAAUUAUUAUUUCUAACUCGUUCAUACAUACAUUGCUUAAUGCUUGGAUAAAUGAAUGUCUUGACGUAGGGACAGAUUACUGAAACAUUAUAACUGUGAUGUUUUGUCUACAAAGUAUUACAAACCACAGAAUUCUACAGUUCCUAUAAUUAAUCAUCUUGUAGAAAGGAAUACUUUCUGUCACUUUUGUGCCCUACGAAAAAACACACAUACCCACCCACACACACACAUUCAUAUAAUUCUGUUCUUCUUCGUGAUUUAUAUUUGAUAAUAGAAAUGCCAAUUACAUAUUUCAAUCCAUAUUAUUUAUUGAAUAUAAUUGUAAAUGCAUUCUUAAAUGUUGGAAUAGUAAUCCUACUAUCCAAUCGAGUUCAAUCGGAUAGUCAGCCUUACGGUGGUGCUCUGUUGAAAAUUGAAUGGGAUUAUAAUAAUCCUGGUUCUCUGCUGGAGAAUGGACAAACAUGUGAUCGUGUUGGAUCCCCAGAGUGUGAUGUUUACUUCACUCUGUGUCUGAGAAAUGCAGCCUCUGUAACAACUGACAUAGAUAAGUGUCAUCUUCUCCAGUAUACGACACGGAGAUAUGAUAAUGCUGGUUAUCUAGAGUUUCGUGGAGGUGAUGGAAUUGAAAUAUUUCUUCCUCAACCAGCUCCUAAUGAAUUUACAUUUACGAUUGGCAUAUAUGAUGAAGAUAUUUUUGGAGGUGCUGAGAAAAUUGCCACCCUGAUAGCACAACAUUUUACCCUGUUUCCAACAAAUCAAUGGACGGCUAUACCUAUGGUCAGAGAUACUAAUCAAUACUAUAACAACAUUCUUGUAAACGUGCGAAUGCAACUAAGUUGUUUAAAGAAUUAUUAUGGUAAUCAUUGUCAGAUUUAUUGCAAACCUGAGCCAUCUAGAUAUACAUGCAAUGCAGAUGGCUCAUUUAAUUGUACUCCAGGUCUAAGAGGGACAAACUGUGAUAAAGAAGAUUCAUGUUACUAUGAACCAUGCGCUGAUCAUGCUACUUGUGUUAAUAAAGACAAUGAAUCCGGGCGUAUUUGUGUUUGUGGUGGAGAAGAAAGACCAGAAUGUUACCCAGACUAUAAUCCGUGCCAGUCAAAUCCUUGCCAAAAUGGCGGUGAAUGUGAACUUAGCGGACAAUAUAAUAAAAGUUUUACAUGUCAGUGUACUGAACAAUGGACUGGACAUCGAUGUACUGAGAGACGGUCAGCGUGUCUAGAAGAAGCCUUAAAAAUUCAACAUUAUGAAAACCAGUCGACUGGAUAUGAUGCUAAUAGCACUGAUUUGCCUUCAGUUUGUUUAAAUGGUGGAACAUGUUUUGAACACCCAAUAAAAUUUGAAGUUAGAUGUGUAUGCUUACCUGAAUGGACAGGUGAUAGAUGUGAGUUGCCUUUGGAAGUGGUAUCUUCGAAAAUCAACUGGAUAUUACUCACACUAAUGACUGUAGGCAUUGUUCUCUUCAUUAUAGUCGUAUUACUAACAGUUGGUUUUGUCUGGAAAUAUAUGCGAAGGAAGCGCGCAGUCGAAUUGAAUGAUAAACACGGAGCCAUUGUAUACUAUCACAAUCCUAGAAAUUCAUCCCAAUCAAAUUAUGGUAGUUCAUGUCCAUUGAAUCCACAUUUCAUGAAUAGUACAUAUGAAGAUACUUCAAAUAAUCCACCAAUCAUUGUCAAGCCAUCUAAUGCUGUUUAUUCGAAAAAGUUAGAACCAAGUCCACUUAUAGAUGAAUAUGACGAAUGUGAUCCCUUAGGUAUAUAUGCUGGUGCAGAGAUAUACGCAACUGCAUUCCCACCGGAUGACAUUAAAGAAGAAGAAGAACAUAGUGGAGAUAUAGGAAAGACAGAUGAAAAAGAUAAACGAAUAUCAGUAACAGAGACAAUUGUAGAUCCAUUCGACGAAGAUGCCCCUCCACUACCGCCUCUACGACCAACAACAUUCGAUGCUUCACCAUACCAAUUACUAAAUGAAUGCACUCAACUAAUCGAUAAACAAAGACCAAAAUCUCCAUCAACAUUGAGUACAUUCACAAAUAAUUUCAAUGAUACAACAUCAUAUCAUCAACCAUCUAGUCUACAAUCUGAACAAUCACCAAGUGUUUCAAUCAUCAACUCAUCCACUUUUGAUAAUAAUGAUAAUAACAGUGAUAAGCCAACUAUUUAUCAGCAAACAACAAGUAUUAGUAAUGUUUAGUAAAUGCUCUUUUUUUACAUAAAUAAUUCCAUUUUUGAAUUUUACUCACGAUUCAUAAGUAUUUUUCUUAAACAUAUAGAAAAAUGAAUGAAAAUUUUAACAGCUGAUUUCAAAAUCUAAUUCCGGGAAUGUAUACAGUCUUUAUUUGAUUAAACUAGGAAGAGGAGUUUGAAUUAGGCGGUGAAAAUAUCCCUCUCGAAAUGUUUGACUUUGUUCCAUUGUUCAAUUCGCUCAAUUACUUUGCUUGUUUUGUUUUAAUCAGCUAUCGUGAUUUAUCUUCCUCAUCGCCUUUUUAAUCCUUUUUGCUUUUUUUACUGUAUGUAAUGUAUUGUUCACAACACGAGUAAACAUUAUUGUAUCUUGUAUUUAUAUUUGUGGACAAACGUUUCAAUAUCAUUCCGAUUUUAAAGUUGCAGUCUUCUAAAAGUUCUAAAUUUUGAAACUGUAACACUGAAUGAAUUUGUCUAAUUAAGGACUGGGUUAAAAAGAAAAAAACAGCGUCAAAACUAAGGUCGUUAUAGAAACGUCACAAUAAUGUAAAUAUUGUGAAAUAUUGUACAGAAC
This is a messenger RNA of Trichobilharzia regenti, 3114 nucleotides long. The record is from the annotation of a GenBank genome assembly. NCBI's taxonomy places the organism in Eukaryota, Metazoa, Platyhelminthes, Trematoda, Strigeidida, Schistosomatidae.